GUGAAGAGGCUUUGAUCUCGUUGCCAUAGCUGUCAGAAGCUCUGCGCAAACCGCAGCCUGUCUGGCGCGAGACUCGUCCAACUCUAGUUAAAAAUGGUUAACUAAUGAAUAAUCAAGACUUACUGCUUGGAUGCCUUACUUCGCUUCGUUUAACUAUUUUAGUUUCGAAAGCGGCGGCUUGCAAUUUUGUUUUUCCACUGAUAUUCAAAUAGCCUACAGCACGUUCUAAACUAAACUCUGUAGCGCGUGGAAUCACUAAAGAUGUCGCAGAGUUCUUAUGGCCGAAUGUGGGAUGCUGCUCAGGGAGCUUUGGAGUACCUUUUGGAGGAUGAAUAUCCCACAAUGCAACUCCAUCCUCAAAAGGACCGCAUGCAGGUUUUUCAGACAUUGGCCACUUUCUAUCUGCGCUACCUGAAGAUAUUCCGUGCCCUGGAGGAGGUUUAUGAUCAGCUUGUUCACCCCCAGAAGAGACGGGUUGUGCACCAGGUUCUUGAGGGGGUGAUGGGGCGACUUGUUGAGCUGAAGAAUGAGAUGGUGGAGCUGGAGUUCUCAGAGUUUCACUACUUUGAUGACAUAUUGCAGGACCUCAAAAUGACACCUGAGGAUCUUGAGGUGCCUAUCCCACGCUAUUUUGUGAGGGAGAAGAUGAGGGCACUGAAAGAGAGGGAGAAGAUGUUGGCCCAUAUUUUGGCUAAAGGAGGACGUCAGGAAGAUAAAAGUCAGGUGCCAGUUCCGUCCAUGUCUAUAGAGCGGGCAAUUUGGCUGCUACAGGUCAGUGAGCGAGCACGGCAGGGAAGACUGAGAGCUCGCUUCAUGAAGGCGAUUCUGCAGGAUGAACAAAGAAAACUUCAGAGUUCAAGCUCUAGCAUAUUGGACCCUGACUGUGCAGCCACCUGCAUUCAGAAGGUUUGGCGGGGGUAUCGAGACAGGACGAGGGUCAAAAAGGAGUGUCUAGAGGAGAUGAUAUUUUUGGGAAUGAUACCAGCCCAGCAACCAACACCUACCCCUGCCCAAUUGCAUGCCCAUCAGCUGGCAAGUAGGAGGCAUGGCAUGCAGCAGGAGCAUGAGGCUGAGUACCAGAGGGCACUUGCCAACAUCAAAGAGUCAGUGCAAUGUGUGGAUGGCCCAGAUAUUAAAGAAAGCCUGCAAGAACAAAUAAGGCAGUGGUUUAUUGAGUGUCGAGAUGCCACUGGGAAGUUCCCUGACUUUCCAAGCCCUGAAGAUGGAGGAUCUGCUUCCAUAUUUGCUCAGAAGACACCAGAGCAGGUUGCUGCUGAAUUUGCUGCUAAGGAAGAAGAGAGGGAGAAGAAGAAAAAAUCGAAAGAAGAUAAGGACAAAAAGGGGAAUGACCGCAAAAAGAAGAAGAAAGAGAAAAAAGGGAAGAUGAAAGGAAAAAAGGGGAAAGGAGAUACAGAGGAAGAAGAGAAGGGAUGGAAGAUGACUCCCAGUAAUUUCCUUCCUACAGUAGUCGAGGGAGCCAAACUGUACAAAGAGGUUUGGCAUUACCGAGAUGAAAAACAGAACUUCAUUCAAAGUUUCGAUGCUCAGUUGGUGCGAGAGGAGAAGAGAUUGGAAGUUGAAGAGGAGCUCAGAGUUCAGGUGGACGAGCUGAUGAGGCAGGAACUGAAGAACCUUAAACUGGUGGUGGACAGAGACAAGGGAAAGAAAAAGAAAAAAGUCAAGAAAAGUAGUAAAAAGAAAAAAAAGAAAGGGCGGAAGACUGGAAAGAAGAAGAAGAAAGAGAAGGAUCUCACAGCUGACAGGACCAUAGAAUCUCUAUAUGAGGAACUUGUUCUGGAAGGCUUCAUAAUCAGGCCAAGGAACAUCAAGUUGUCCGAUUACAUAGGUGAAUACAGUUACUUGGGCACAACACUGCGGCAAGCAGAUAUUGAGCCCAUGCCAUCUCUCUCUGACGUAAGACAGCUCAUCGCACUUUAUGGCAUUCUCCCUUUGGGCUCUCAGUGCGUCCAUGAGAGAGGGCCCCUGAUCCGGGCUGUGCUGCUUACGGGGCCGGCAGGGGUUGGGAAGAAGAUGUUGGUGCAUGCCCUAUGCAACGAAACUGGUGCAAACUUAUUCGACCUCUCCCCUUCAACACUAGCUGGCAAAUAUCCAGGCAAAAGCGGACUGCAAUUCCUCCUGCACAUGGUCUUCAAGGUGGCUCGCCAGCUGCAGCCCUCAGUGAUUUGGAUCGGCGACGCUGAGAAAACAUUCUACAAGAAAGUUCCAAAGCUGGAGAAAGAGAUGGAACCCAAAAGACUAAAGAAAAACCUGCCGAAGGUCCUAAAAUCUAUUAAACCAGAGGACCGUGUGUUAGUGGUGGGAACGACACGCAGACCUUUUGAUGCAGACAUCAAACCUCUCUGUAAAGUUUACAAGAAGAUCAUUUUGAUCCCUAGACCAGAUUAUGCUUCGAGAUUUACUCUGUGGAAGGAGCUGCUCCAAGCAGGUGGUGCUCAGUUGGGCCCUAAGCUGGACCUGAGCUCUCUAGCUAAAGUUACAGAUGGUUACACUCAGGGUCACAUUCUUCAGGCGAUCCAAACUGUCCUGAACUCUUACCGCCUCAACCAGCAGACCAAAAGACCCCUCACUGCUGUGGAGUUCAUCCCACCUCUUGCAAGGCUAGACCCGGUCUACAAAGAAGAGGAGGAGGCCUUUAAGACUUGGUACAGCCGGACACCUCUGGGCAAAAAAAGGGCACGAGCGGCCAGGGCCAGUGAGGAGGAGGCAGAUCUCAAGAAAGGGAAAACAAAAGGAGGAAAAUUACAAACAAAAGGGAAGGAGGGGAAGAAUAAGAAGAGAAAGAAAAAGAAGUGAAAAAAAUGGACACUCCAAUCAGACCCUUAAAAAAAAUACAGUUGCAGUUCAUCUUCUGGCCAGCAGAGAGCAUCAGCACAUCUCCCAAUGAAAAGUCUACUUCAGUGUUUAAUCCUUUCCUUUGUUUCUCAACUAGUACUUUUUAUGGU
This is a messenger RNA of Rhinichthys klamathensis goyatoka, 2963 nucleotides long. It is a transcript of the gene drc11, whose product is annotated as IQ motif containing with AAA domain 1. Bases 262 to 2814 code for a protein of 850 amino acids. The transcript is spliced from 19 exons. Gene Ontology annotation, molecular function: ATP hydrolysis activity; protein binding; ATP binding. The record is from RefSeq and is a predicted model, not a curated record. NCBI's taxonomy places the organism in Eukaryota, Metazoa, Chordata, Actinopteri, Cypriniformes, Leuciscidae.